Molecule: messenger RNA, 4851 nt
Organism: Colletes gigas
Lineage: Eukaryota; Metazoa; Arthropoda; Insecta; Hymenoptera; Colletidae
Product: hydrocephalus-inducing protein homolog
Exons: 28
Coding region: 1-4851 (1616 amino acids)
Biological process (GO): axonemal central apparatus assembly; cilium movement
Cellular component (GO): axoneme
Source: RefSeq, a predicted model, not a curated record
AUGAACGAGGAGGAGCAAGAACGAAUAAGGAAUCAACCGAGGAUAUCCAACGUCUCGCAGAUUAUACAAAGUUUGCUGCUAGGGCCACAGAGGAAGAGAAGCGAGGAUGAAGAAAAGGAAUCAAAUUUAAGAGCUCUUAAUAUUCAGCAGAUCGCCCGCCCAUCCGAGUAUAUGAGACAAAUGUCGAUGACAACGGAAGAAAGGAUGGAAUAUAUACUGAAAUUCAAGUACAAACAAGAUUUGUCAAACUUUUGUGAAUCCCUGGAUCAGGGAUUCCAAGUUACUCCCAGUGCAUCGCGAUACCUGAAAACGUCCUACGAGCGCGAUCCUUUUUUCUCCGUGGAGUAUCGAGGAAGCUACUACUCGAUGAUGAUCGCGCCAGGACUCUCUAAUUCUUACAAUGUGAGAUUUAUCCCCGAGGAGCUGACAGAUUACGAGUAUCGAUUAAAGUUCGUUACGAAUACUGGAGAAAUUAUAGUUCCGGUUAUAGGGGAAAAACUUGGGAUAGAUGUCCGAUGUUCUGCGCAAAACUGUCCAAUUCGUGUCGACAGAAGCAGUAUAAGGAUGAAAGAAACUUAUUUAGAAUUGUCUAGGAGCAAGACUCUGACGAUUCACAAUAGAAGCGAUUACAUCGUCAACUAUAAAUGGAUGCUUUACAAGGAUAUGGAUACCGAUAUUCAACGAAGAGAACAAUACAAACAACUGUUUCAAUCGGUUUACGAAAUGGAGCUAGUUCGAAGCGUCGAUCUUGUUCAUUAUGACGUUUGUACGCCAGACAUUCAUCAGUUGGUUUACCAACGAAUUUACGGGGACGAAAUCGAGUCAUUGAAGAAGGAAACUUUCCGAUACAAUCACAUGUGCUUCAUGCUCACGCCAGAGAAAUAUUUGAUCGAACUUCAGGAAGGUGAGAUUUGGCCACAGUCGUCGACAGACGUCACAGUUUUGUUUCGCGCAAUGGAAGCCGGAGAAGUAACCAGCACUGCGUUCUUGGAGGUAACUGGUCUCGAGAAUAGAAUACCAUUGAGUCUGUACGGAACAGCCAGGGGACCAUUUUUCCGCCUAAACGUCAUCUCGAUCGAUUUGGUCAACAUUUAUCUUUGUUCGGUGCACAAUUAUGAGGUAAUAGUUGCCAACAAGGGUCACAUACCUGGCACGCUUAUUUAUAAGGCAACACCAACGGACUUCGGUGGUACAAUUGAAGUGACACCCCCUAGUCUCUCGUUAAACCCAGACGAGCAUAAAUCUUUCAAUUUGACGUUCUCCACGAACCGUAAGGGCAAUUUCGUCGAAAGAGUAGAUUUCAUCGUCAAAGAAAGCUUCGAAAUACUCAGCCUGCAUAUCAAGGGUUGCGCCAUAUGCCCCACUUUGCACUUUGACAAGGAGGUUCUCGAUUUUGGGACAACAGCUUUAGGAUUCGAUAGUCGCCGAGAAGUACGUCUGCAUAAUCUGUCGCUUGUACCUGUAGCGUUUAGUAUAACAGUCCAAAACGACGGACACCAGACGCCUCUGACUCACGUAGAAUUUGCUAGAGCACAAACGAAACCUCGUUUCCCAACCGACCCUCGAGAAUUCGUCGUCACCCCUGAGACAGGGGUGGUUUCUGCUCAAGAGUUCCUCAAAAUUAAAGUAAUUUAUACCGCUAAUAUCGCUCGUGUUGGCAAUACAACGCUUCAAGUGGACAUGUGGGACUCUGAUUCAGAUCCAAUGAUAUUACCGAUCAAAUUCUGCGGCAGUGUGGCUUCGAUAUCGAUCUCGCCACCAGAGAUCGUCGAUCGAUCCUGCUUCAUCAAUUUCCCUUGUUUGCAGUCCUUUGACGUAGUGAACGCGUCUGACCUGGACGGAUACUUCUACUUACUGCCGCAACCGGUUUCGGAAGACUCUCCAGUGGUUUAUUCUCUCUCGAUGCAUCAAGGCCUUAUCAGAGCACAUCAGUCAAAAACUAUCGAUGUGACUAUCAUCACGAGGUCCUUGAGCACAGAGACAGUCACACUGAGUAUGUUAAUAAUGGGAGAAGAAUCCCCGUACGCGGCUUGCAUCAUCACGUACACCGGUCAAGGGCCCAUCGUUUCCACGGAACCGACUGCUUUGGACUUCGACGAGGUCCAAGUUCUCGAGGAACAGGUAAUGGACUUCCUGCUGAUCAACGAUUCCCCGAUAUCAGCGCACUUCAAGGCGAGCAUGAAAAGAUCACCGUGGAGUGUCAGUCCAGAAUCAGGUGACCUCGAGCCGCACGAAUCGAUAAAGAUCGAUGUCAAAUUGUACCUUCGCGACGUCGGAAAAUACAAUGACAGAGUCAUGUUAUUUAUUAUUAACAGUCAAACGAUUUCCGUCCAUCUGAGGACAAUCGGUGUCGGAUGCAGCGUCGUUUUCGAGCCACGAAUAUUCCCUGUUUACGACUGGGGUCUCCUUUUCAGCCACGAAAAAAUCAAUCGGACGAUAACGUUGAAAAAUUACGGAAGUUAUCAGUAUCAGAUAAUUUGGUCAACCAAACAGGACAUACAGAUCAAUCGAGGUCAGGUCGUACUGGCACAUAGCUCGAAGUUUCAAAUUCAACCUCUGAUACUGGAAGUUCCGCCUGGAGAAACGAAAGUGGUGCAAUGCGAAUUGCUAUGGGAGGAAAACGAGUCCUUGCUGGAAGACUGGUACGUUUUCGGUCAGAUCCAGGGAAUCGGAAAACGCGAACUGAUCGGUACUUCGACAUUUAAAGUCACUCUGACGGAACCACAGGUUUCGUUCAGCAAAAAAGAAUUAUUAUUCAUCGUUAACAUUUGUCCCGACGGUGAUAAAAUGCAACAAACAGAUAAAUUGUUAGUAACAAAUCGGUCGAAGCUAAACCUGAACGUGCAGCUUUCGGUCCAGCCACCAUUUCGUUUGCUGACCAACGCGAAUGAGCACGUGCAGAGCAUGAGAAUCGUUUUAAUCGACGGAGCUACUACGACGAUUCGUGUAUAUUUCUCGUUCGACAUCGAAGGGAACGAUCUCUAUUCUCGAAGCUACGUUGAAACGAUUCGGUUUGAAUACGACGAACAUCCUAAUCAGGACAGAAUUGAGUGCAAGGGGUUCGUUAAUUUUCCGAAUCUGGUUUUGGAUCCCAGGGAUUUCACUGUUAAUUGCGAACUUGGCUCGAGCGCCGAGAAAAUAUUGACGUUGACCAAUAAUGGGCCCGUAUCGGUCGUAUACAAAUUCCAGUGGUUGGAGGAUUCCAUCGAGAUAGAACGCGACACGCAUAGCAAUUGCGAGUGCAUGUUGCAAUCAUCGCGUCACGAGGAAUUAGUAAUUUCUAAUGUUUCUGAACCAGCUGCAACAAACGAGGAUAUUUGCAUAAGCGACAGACAAGAUGGAAGCGGAGAUGGGCCACUCGAAUCAAUACCACCACCUACGAAUUCACUCGCUUCGGUUACACAAAUACAGAAUGAUCAAGCAGAGAAUGGAAUGGAUGAUACGGAAGAGAAUUUAAAGACGAAAAAUUGCACGGCGUCCAACAAAGAAAUAAGAGAAUUUUUAAUGCCGUUGAUUGGAAAAUAUUUCAAUGAGGAAAAGGAUCUCGCUGCACUGGAAAUGUUAAGCUCUGAGCCUCGAAAGGAUCAUUUCAUCAAUGAAGUGUUAGAUAUUGUUCCAAACGAAGGAACCGUGCCUCCAUAUACGAUACAACACGUUCACAUCGGAUUUCACAGUUUUGAACCGCUUCGGGUGAAAGCCACGGCCAUUUGUGAUAUUUUCCGCGGCCCCGCCGAAGAAAUUAAAAUAUUCGCGCGUGGAGACGCUAUACAAUUUUCGAUAGACACCCACGUCAUUGAUUUUGGCCAACAGCUAUUUUUGGAAUCCAGUCGGAGGAAUUUCGUCUUAAAAAAUAAGAGCAAGAUAGCAUUCGAAUAUAAAGUAAUUGGGUCGGUUUCUACCACCGAAGAUGCGAUCGAUCGUUUCGAUAUAAAUCCUCUGAAAGUCGAGCCCCGCGCGGGAUUCGUGGACGCUCAGUCAUUCGUGGAAUUUCACGUGGAGCAACGCUCGACGAUGCUUGGUCCCAUCGAUCACCAAUUUCAGCUCGAGAUUGGCCAUUUAAUGCCUGUGACGAUAACAGUGAACGCGUUUGGAACCUUCCCACAGGUGUAUCCGUGUAUUUCGAAAGGGAAUGCACAUUCUAUCGAGUUGGAAUACUCUGCCAUUCAAUCGUUGACCGCCGAGUUCAUUACUGACUCCCUUCCAUUGGAGUGUGACGCGUUCGCGAAGAAAGACGAUUUGGGCAUGGUAGAUAUCGAAAUAUUGACCGCCGAGGAAUGGAGCAUCGUUUCCUCCGACGAAUUAUUACCACGUACCAUGGACAUAGAAAUGGCCGUGGAAAGACAUUUGGCAAAGAGGUUCGUCGACUCAAAUUCAUUCAUCCUGAUGCAGUGCAGUGGAACUCGCAAAAAGGAACCGAUUCCUCGUCUCCUUUCUUCGGAGUACGUUAUAGACAUGGGGUACCUGAUCGUAGAAUUUUCCUCUUAUUACUCCACGGUGGUAAUUAACUACGGCCCUUGGAACGUGGAAAUGCGAAUGAAGAAAUUGGCAAAGAAGAACGCACUGGCGAAGUCUGGCAUCUCGGUGCAAUUUAAAAACCACGUGAAUUUAAUGGUCGGUAAUUGUGCCAUUCUUCAAGUAACUUGGUCUCCAAGUCGAGAAAAGUAUAAAGAGAGAGUCACGCAUAUCGUGCAUACUACAUUCAUAGAGGUGAUACACGGAUGCACAAUCCCGAUAACCAUAAAAGGAACAGUGACCUACCCCUUUGUCACAGUAAAUACAAAAUUUUUGAACUUCUCUGAAGUCGUCGUGGGAGAGUGCUUAGUCAUGUGCAUUUUAAUAAAAAAUGAGUAA